Penicillium longicatenatum is the source of this 2423-nucleotide messenger RNA. It is a transcript of the gene somA, whose product is annotated as putative cAMP-dependent protein kinase pathway protein (Som1). The record is from RefSeq and is a predicted model, not a curated record. Lineage: Eukaryota; Fungi; Ascomycota; Eurotiomycetes; Eurotiales; Aspergillaceae. Gene Ontology annotation, molecular function: protein binding. The transcript is spliced from 4 exons. The coding region runs from base 1 to 2307 and encodes 768 amino acids. Gene Ontology annotation, cellular component: nucleus. Gene Ontology annotation, biological process: positive regulation of transcription by RNA polymerase II.
AUGAACCAGAUGAACGUCGGCAUGAACCCCGGGAUGGCAGGCCCAGUGGGUGGUGUUCCGAUGAUGAACAACGGCUCCACAGCUCCUCGUAAUGACGGUACCAUGAAUAUUCCUGAACAAAUGAUCAACAACCUCAACACCUAUAUCUACGACUACUUUUUGAAACGUGGCUAUCACGACUGCGCCCGCGCACUCAUCCAAGAUGAAAACAUCAAACUUAACACUGACUCGGGUGUCAAGACGAGCCCCGGUAACCGGCGCGACGAUGUGAACGGGCUCGAUAGCGAUGCGAUGAUGACGGACGGAAAGGAUGGUGAGAAGAUCAAGAUCCCGGAUGAUCUCCCUCGCCCCAACCUCCCCAGUGAAAGUCUGCAGUCUUCAUUUCUUCUGGAUUGGUUUAGUCUCUUCUGGGAAUUUUUCUGGGCUCAGCGGAAGAAGGGCAACAGUCAUGAAGUCCGGCAAUACCUCCAACAUACUCAGAAUUUGAUGCGCCUCCGUGAACAACAGCAAACUCACAUGAUGCGACCGCAGCAACCCAUGAUGCCCGGCCAUAUGGGUAAUCAGAUGAAUAUGCGUCCCCGCCCUGGCAUGGUCCAGCACCCCGGCAACAGCCAACUAAAGACCGCGUUGGCGAAUAACACUACCGGAAUGUAUGCUAUACCUUCUCUGGCAUCCUUUCAAAGUAUAUUGGAAGUGCAGGUAGCCUUCCAGAAACAGCAGCAUAUGAAUAUGAUGCAGCAGUUGGCUCGCGAGCAGUCCAUGGAGGACAUGAACGGGAAUCGACCGCAAUCUCCUGCCUCCACCGACAACGCUCCGUCGCCAUCGAAAAAACCUCGCCUCGACGGCCACCCGAACGGACAGCAGUUGGCACCUGGAGGACGUGGACAAGGACAGGGAAUGCCGGGACCAAACCCACAGAUGAUGAUGCCGAACGGAAUGCCCCCGCGGAUGAAUCCGUCGCAAUUCCAGGGCCAGUUUCCGCCGGGACAGGUUGCAGCGCAACAGAAAUCCAUGCAGGUAUUAUAUGCUCAAAACUUAGCCUCUCAUCACUCGCGCUCAGCAAUUUCCCAGAUUCCGAAUGGUGGUAUGAUGAACCCCGGCGUGAUGCCAAACCAGGGGGACCUGAUGACGAUGCCUGAUGGCCAGACAAUGUACCAAAUGGGUGGAGAGUACUACAACGCCAAUGGUCAACUCACUCAGGUCCGCCCCGGGAUGGCAGGCACACCGAACGGUCAGCACGGCGGCAACCACGCUCUUCAAGAUUAUCAGAUGCAGCUUAUGUUGCUCGAGCAGCAAAACAAGCGCCGCCUGAUGAUGGCUCGCCAGGAGCAGGACACCAUGUCUCGUGAUGGCCAGCCGAUGCCACCGGGAGCCUUGCCGCCAGGCACCUCUCCGAACAGCCGGACGGGCGCAUCACCAAACCCGAGCGAUCAAAUGAAACGGGGCACACCUAAGAUGCCUCAAACCGGUCUUCCCGGAUCACCCAGCGCUGGUGACCUUGGUCAGAACCGCGGAUCGCCAGGAUCCAUGCACCUCAACGGCCAGAUGCCUGACAUGGCAGCUCAAUUCUUCCCUGGACCGGGCGGGCCCAACAUGCGUCCUCCGAGCUCCAACCCAUCCUUUAGCGGUCCCCAGCCCAUUCCUGCCAAUGCUGCUAACCGCGUUCCCAGUGGUCAGUGGCCACCAGGACAGAUGCCGCCCCAGCAUUCUCCUGCGACUCAGCCUCAAGUUGGUACACCGCAGGAACGAGGCAACAUGCCUCCACCUCAAGCACCACCUACCGCUGGUGGUAACGCCGGCCGUGCUCAGGAGUCUCCUGCUGGCAGCAAUGCGCCACCUACUCCUCAGCCGCCUUCUAAGCCUGCGCCCAAGAAGCGAGACAAGAAGACUCAACCCAAGGGAGGCAACAAGAAGGGCCAGGCUGCCGCUGCCGCCGCAUCGGCUGAUGCCGCCGACCCUUCGCAAACGCCAAACCCGCCCACUCCAGUCACGCCUCAUCCUCCCACUAAUACCUUCAAGAGUGGAGCCAAUGCAAACGCACCACCACAGCAAACAUCGGCUCCUGCCCCUCCCCCGAUGGUUCAAUCUACUCCUGACCAGACCCAGCCAUUCGCCACUGAAAUGAGCAUGACUGAUAACACUCCCUUCAAUCUCGACUUCAGCGCUCUGGAUAACCCCGAUAUCUUGGAGAGCUUUGAUUUUGAUACUUUCCUGAAUACCGAUGCUGCUGGAACUGACUUCGGCUUCGACCCCAGCAUGCCCUACAACACCGAUGGUGUUGAGACUGGGGCCGGUGACGGUCUCUGAAUGAUGCAAAAGUCUUGAUGGUCCUCUUCAGGUGCUUUAAACCUCUCCGAUAUACCCUUGUUUUGUACAUUUGAUUUGAUUUGGCAGCUUCUUAACCUUUGCCCUAUUCCUCUCUG